AUGUCGUCCCCCAAGCGCAAGAAUGGGGCGGCAAAGCUGCUGAAGGUAGACUUCUCCAAGGAGUUCGAGUCCCGAAACAUCCCGCUGGAGGAUAGCAGUACUGAAAGGGAUGCAAAGGAGCUGCGGAAAGUAGCUUCCUUCUUCGGCAUGGAUGGUCACGCAGUUCAUAGCCUCAUGGCUCAGGUGGAGGCCAGCGAUGCGAGUGCCAGCGAAGACUCCGAGGAAGAGGUCAUGCCAGUUCCCGUGGCAGCCGCCGGCACGAGCCUGGGCGAUGAUGACGACGACGAGGAGGCGCUGGCACAGCAGAGCAGAAACUAUGCCGCAGCCAUGCAGUGGCUGCACAGACCAGUGACGCCGAGGGAGCUCUUGAAGGCCAAGCAGCCUCGGCCCAUUAGCAUCAAUGACUUUCCUUCCAUUUUUCAGCGAUCUCAACGAGAUUCGCCUAGGUCUCUGCAGGAGAACCACUACUCCUACUUUAGCCGGCGCCUGCCCUCCGAGAACCCGGAGCAUCGCAAAGCGAUGGAGUGGCAGACGGAGACAACGCGCAAGUGCAUCAGGAAUAGAAAUCGGGGCCGCCGCUGA
Molecule: messenger RNA, 582 nt
Organism: Symbiodinium pilosum
Lineage: Eukaryota; Dinophyceae; Suessiales; Symbiodiniaceae
Source: the annotation of a GenBank genome assembly